UUGGAAGCUCGCUGCUCAGCUGGGCCGUGUCCGCCCACUCUGGCGGCGGCGCUGGACCGGCCAGCUCGCUCCCCAGCCUCGGAAAGAGCUUCAGGAAGGAGAAAGAGACCGGAACCUCCAGGGAGAAACAUCCUUGUCCCCAGCCCUGCGAUGAAGACUGCGGGGUGCUGAGGCAGCAGGCUUAGAGUGGAGCUGGGAUACUGUGCCCCAAGGAUGCUGGCGGGAACCUGACUUGUUAAGGGAGAGCUCAGUGUCAGCACAGAGGAAAACAUCAGUUGUAUAGACAUUGCUCCUGCAGAUUUCCCAGCAGUGUCACUCACAGCACCACCAGGCCAGAUGGAGAUCACUGUGGGGAUCACGGAAGGAAACACUACCAAUUCCUCCACUACCUUCCUUUCUCUACUCGACUCCCAUGGAGCACAAGCUGUUUCCCUGCCAUUCAACUUUAGCUAUGGUGACUAUGACAUGCCUUUGGAUGAAGAGGAGGAUGUGACAAAUUCCCGGACUUUCUUUGCUGCCAAGAUCGUCAUUGGCAUGGCCCUGGUGGGCAUCAUGCUGGUCUGUGGUGUUGGCAACUUCAUCUUUAUCGCUGCCCUGGCCCGCUACAAGAAGCUGCGCAACCUCACCAACCUGCUCAUUGCCAACCUGGCCAUCUCUGACUUCCUCGUGGCCAUUGUCUGUUGUCCCUUUGAGAUGGACUAUUACGUGGUGCGCCAGCUGUCCUGGGAGCACGGCCAUGUCCUGUGUGCCUCUGUCAACUACCUGCGCACUGUCUCUCUCUAUGUUUCCACUAAUGCCUUGCUGGCCAUCGCCAUUGACAGGUAUUUGGUCAUUGUCCACCCGCUGAGACCACGGAUGAAGUGUAAAACAGCCACUGGCCUGAUUGCCUUGGUAUGGACGGUGUCUAUCCUCAUUGCUAUCCCUUCGGCUUACUUCACCACCGAAACUAUCCUCAUUAUUGUUGAGACCCAGGAGAAGAUCUUUUGUGGCCAGAUCUGGCCAGUGGACCAGCAGCUCUACUACAAGUCCUAUUUCCUUUUCAUCUUUGGCAUCGAGUUUGUGGGUCCUGUGGUCACCAUGACCCUGUGCUAUGCCAGGAUCUCCCGGGAGCUCUGGUUCAAGGAGGUCCCUGGGUUCCAGACUGAGCAGAUCCGCAAGCGGCUGCGCUGCCGCAGGAAGACGGUGCUGGUCCUCAUGGGCAUCCUCACAGCUUAUGUGCUGUGCUGGGCACCCUUCUAUGGCUUCACCAUUGUGCGUGACUUCUUCCCUACAGUGUUUGUGAAGGAGAAACACUACCUCACCGCCUUCUACAUCGUUGAGUGCAUCGCCAUGAGCAACAGCAUGAUCAACACAUUGUGCUUCGUGACCUUCAAGAACAACACCAUCAAGUACUUCAAGAAGAUCAUGCUGCUUCACUGGAAGUCUUCUUACCUUGGGAGCAAGUCAAGUGCUGACCUUGACCUCAAAACCACUGGGAUGCCUGCCACAGAAGAGGUAGACUGCAUCAGACUAAAAUAACCUCAACUGACCUUGCAAAAUGGAAACAGAAGAUGAGAUCUUUGGGACACCAACUAAAGAUGUGCUUGGGUAGUGCCUCAAUCAAGAACCCUCACAACCAUGGGAACAUCGUGUCCAAUGAUCUUGAAAUUUCUAAAACAAAUGAGACUAGAUGCUGUCAGUAGCAGUUAUUAUUCAUUGAAUGCCUAACUUGUGCAAAGAGUAGCACUGAUGAAACCUAGCGUGUUGGUGAGAGAUAAUUCACAAAGCAGGGGUUAAACCAGGUCAAGUGUGAUGCAGACUGGACAAGGAGGCUUCCACAUGGAGGCCAGAGAACUUUUGUUUGGAGUGUGAGAACAUCUUUGGGUCAUCUCAGCUACUCACCACACAUUGAUCUCAUUCAUUUCUGGGAGGACCCUUAGGCUUAAAUCCACGCCUACCAUUCACAAGGUUGGGCCAAGAAGGCAAAAGAGGUUCCUGACUCUUUCUGAAGCCCUUCACUUCUCAUCGCUGGUCUGAUCCUCACUCUGAAUAGCUUUGCAUGCAAGCACAGUGUCACUCCAUGUUUUGUGGCCAAGUCUGCACCCCCAAAAAACUUUCCUAAGUUAUACCCUUGUCCCCACUCCCAAGCCCAGGACUUCACACAUCUGUUCCUUUGGCUUUGUGAACUAUCACCCCACAGGAAGGAGGUAUAGGUGAGGAGAAUCAAAAUACAUGGUGCGAGGCUCAGUUUCUCUGGGUUUAAGGAUGACAUUGCUUUACCUCUGCUAUUCUGGCUUGGACCAGUAGGCUUCCCUUUAAGUCCUUUCCUUUCUUCUCCUGUCUUUAUGCAUAUGAUGUGGGGAAACUUUGAAUAUAGUCACGUGGAUGUGGCUAUCAGACAUUUUCUCACUCUUUUGUCCAGCUCUCAAGUAGCAGAGCAAGAGCUCCUCCUGAACUCUUGCUGAUGAGGUACUCUCACCACUGUGACUGGAACGCAGGGUGUGUUUGUCACAGUGCCUGAAUCUCAUCCUAGUCAUGAUUCCGUCAGUUGAGACUCACUGCUCUUAUAUGUUGAAAGCAUUCUUGGGAAGCACAGGCCAUUCCAUUUCUGUUUCUCAGUGUGAAGUCAAGGGCUCCAGGCAGGUGAUGUAGCUCAGUGUUAGAGCUCUGUGUAUCAGAGAGGAAGAAGAAUAUGGAUUGCUGGGGGCAGGACCAACAGUGAACUGUGGUGGUCCCACCAGGUUACUGAAGCCUCAUCCCACUUUUUAACCCGCCUCUUUCAUUUGAUGUUUUGAGUUUGGAAUUUAAGACCCAGAAGAUCUAAAAGCCAGCCUUGGCAUUUGUGUAAUAUGGCCCUUGGAAAACUUCUCUGAGACAAAGACAAUACACAUAGUACUUAUCUGUGCUGGCUGUGGAAGCAAAUAAAAUAAUGUGUGAUAAAAUGCUUUCAGCUACAGAAGUAGUCAAAAAUAUGUAUUAUUAACUGUGAAAAGUGCCUGGACAAAGAUGUACUUACUACCUUGGUGUCUGUAGCCAAAAUCUUGCCAUUGUCGGCUUUUAUUUUUCAAUCAGUGAGUUAUCUUCCCCUAUUCUUCUUAGCAGCGUGGCAUAUAUUCUAUUCCCAAUGGCAUGUGGUACAAACAAAGCUGUGAAAUUUGAUGAUAGAGUGGAAAGGAUGUGGCAGAUGAGUCUCCUGUCGGGAGAUGAGUCAAGGAUUUGAAAACUCCAGCAUCAGAGUAUCUUUGGGAUCUCAGAAGUACUAACCACCUUCCCCUAUGUUUCCCCAGCCAAUAUGAAUCUGAACAAAAUAAUAGAGUUUCCCAGUCUGCUUGUAUUCCAAUAAGCAUGGAGAGCUACAGAGUGACUUGGCUCUACUUAUUUAAUUCAAGAGCAGGACUUAUAUAAGGCUAAGUGAUUACUGUGUAAUAGUUACCCUUUGUAUAUAGUCAACUCCAGAUUGUUUGACAGCAAAAUUUAUUUUUUAUUGUUUAUUUCCCUAGAAGACACACUUUCAAAGACGUACCUAUUUCUUUUCCUAUUGCUUUUUGGUAUUCAAAAGACCCUAUAAUUUGUUUAAAAUUCUCUGAAAGACUAAAAAUCAAUUAAAGUAUUAACCUAAAUCAAAUACACAUUGGAGAACAAUUCUUAUAUUUUAAGGAAAAUUGUACAAUAUAUUCUAAGAUCACUUGUUUUUGGAUUAAAAGUCAGAAAGUUAUACAAUUUAUUGGGAUUAUAUUAAUCAUUUCUGUGAAGACUGCUAAACAAGAGUUGAUUAUGCCAAUCUUAUUAUUUUUUUUUAUACAUGACAAAACUCCAUCUUGCUUUUUAAGCUAAAAUGUAUUUUUA
Octodon degus (degu) is the source of this 3825-nucleotide messenger RNA. RefSeq names its product prokineticin receptor 1 (gene Prokr1). Lineage: Eukaryota; Metazoa; Chordata; Mammalia; Rodentia; Octodontidae. The transcript is spliced from 4 exons. Gene Ontology annotation, molecular function: neuropeptide Y receptor activity. The record is from RefSeq and is a predicted model, not a curated record. Gene Ontology annotation, biological process: neuropeptide signaling pathway. Gene Ontology annotation, cellular component: membrane. The coding region runs from base 337 to 1518 and encodes 393 amino acids.